AUUACAAAAGAUUCUUAAAAUAUGGGCAAAUCCAUCAAUACUUAAGACCAACCAAAGAAAAGUAAAUAAUAUCAAAAAAUCGAAUGUGAAUAAAGAAAACAAGUACUUGAUAUGCUAUUGAAUUAAUAGCUGUCACUUCAAGAGGUAUAACAAAAUCACUAUUCUUACUCUCAUCAUCUAUAUCCUUAUUAUCCCUUUUUCAAUUAAUAUCUCUUUAGGUGUCUAAUAAAUUGUAAUUGAAGUAUUGUACUGUAAGAACAAUAUUCAAGACUUAUGAAAAAGAUGGACGUAUAGGAAAAAAAGAAACUAGAAAGAAGAAGUUAAAAAUUCAAAAUAUUCUUAAAAUUAGUGUUGUAAAUCCUUUCACUAUGUAAAUCUAACCUUUAAGUGUCUAAUCUGAUAUUCAAUAGGUAUUUUUUUAGUCAUUUUGUAUUUAGAUAUACGUUGACAAACAGCCGUCGAUACUUGAUCAAACAGCAUUAGCGAACCAAUAAAAUUCACUUUUACAAUCUUAAUGCUUAUAAUUCACUUCUGAACUUGCAUCUCAUAUGAAUUAUCCUAAUUUAAUGUAUUAGUCCAUCCUUCAGAACUUAUUGAUCUCCACAUAAUAUGUUUUUAAAUCAAUCGUUGAUUCAAAACCUCAAGGAUUAAUCAAAUAAGAAUUUGACUCGCUUUCCUAAUAAAUCCCAUACUAUUCCUACACAUAACAACCAUAUUAAAAUCAGUAUUAUCCUUUACCAUAUACUUAAAUAAGAACGUGAA
This is a messenger RNA of Paramecium sonneborni, 762 nucleotides long. The record is from the annotation of a GenBank genome assembly. Lineage: Eukaryota; Ciliophora; Oligohymenophorea; Peniculida; Parameciidae.